AGAGACACAGAUAUGGAGGAGGUCAGAGUUGCUCAAAGUUACUCAAAUUAAAAUAAAGCCAUGAUAAAACCAGGGGGAUUUACUGUGGCUAAUACAAUCCCUCUGAUAUCCAAACGAAGAAACUACCUAUUCCAAACUCAAAGCACCUGACUUAUAGUGAUCAUGGACCACAAGGAAAUUGCUGGCCUGGCCCUAGAACUGCAGACACUUCUAAUUGCCCAUGAUAAGGCAUUCACACAGAUCCAGCUCAUAGACAGCAAGCUCAGCACCCUUACUGCUAAGAUAUUUUCUGCCCAUGAAGAGGGCCACCAGGGGCUCAGACUACACCUCCUCAGUAGGAAGUCUGUAGUGGAGGGUGUGAGACAGGCCUUCCAUCAGUACCGUGUCAUUAAGUGGAACCAGAUCCGUGAGUUAUCUAACCUGAUCCUUGAUACCUUUGCUAUAGACAGCAGCACCUUGCCCCUCCCUCCACAGCCUGACCACGUCCAUCAGCAGAUCGAGGAGGAUGAUCUAGCCACCACGCUGACCAUAGCUUACUCUGUCUGUUCUAGGACCUGGUGAUCUAGCUUGAGGACUUGGUGAUCUAGCUUGAGGACUU
Mizuhopecten yessoensis (Yesso scallop) is the source of this 598-nucleotide messenger RNA. RefSeq lists its product as uncharacterized. NCBI's taxonomy places the organism in Eukaryota, Metazoa, Mollusca, Bivalvia, Pectinida, Pectinidae. The record is from RefSeq and is a predicted model, not a curated record. The transcript has 2 exons. Bases 163 to 561 code for a protein of 132 amino acids.